GAUGGCGGAUGAAUGGCUGGCGAGGCAGGCGGACCGUCAGACAGAUGGGAGUUGCGGGGAGAAAUAAAUAAUGCCACUGGAGGUGUUCGAGAAAAGGAGAAGGAAGAAGGAGAGAGAGAGAGAGAGAGAGAGAGAGAGAGAGAGAGAGAGAGGAAAAAUUAUAAUAAAGACAGAGAAGAGGAAGAGGGAGAGGAGAGGAUUUGAAUGCCCAGGGAGGAGGGACAGAUGAAAAGAUAGUGGCGAGUGGAGACAGAAGAGGCAGGGAGCGAUGGAUGAGCAGAUUUAGAGGGCAGGAGAUGAGAGGAGAGAUAAAAGCAUGGAGGAAGAGAAGGAGGGAGGGAGCGGGCUGCUGCGGCGUACAAUGUUUACAUGCACCGAAACGUUGUUCAACAUGUCUGCCUAUGUCAUUAACCGGAGCUACUCAACAUGUACACAAGGCGGAUGAUGACACUUGCAGGUGAAGAUGCCUGCUAAUGGGAACCGCCCCUUGAAGUUGCAGUUUGGUCUGAUCAACCACGACUCUCGCUACCUUACUGCUGAGAGCUUUGGCUUCAAGGUGAAUGCAUCGGCCCCCAGCCUGAAGAAGAAGCAGAUAUGGACUCUUGAGCAGGACUCCCAGGACACCCAGGUAGUCUUCUUGCGCAGCCACCUGGGCCGCUACCUGGCCUCCGACAAGGAUGGCAAGGUCACCUGCGAGGCAGACGGGCACAACUCAGACUGCCGUUUCCUCAUCGUGGCUCAGUCUGAUGGUCGCUGGGCCCUGCAGUCUGAGCAGCACCUGCGCUUCUUCGGCGGCUCUCGGGACUACCUGUCCUGCUUUGCGCAGAUAAUCACAGAUGCUGAGCUGUGGGCAGUGCACCUGGCUCUACAUCCGCAGGCCAACCUGCUGUCUGUGGCCCGCAAGCGUUACGCCCACCUCUCCGCAGACGAUGGGGAGAUUGCCGUGGAUAUGAACAUUCCCUGGGGCGUGGCAGCACUCCUCACCCUCGUCUACCUGGAUGGGAAGUACUGCCUAAAGACCUGCGACAGCCGCUUCCUCAGCAAUGAUGGAAAGCUCCUGACACAGAGUGGAAGGGCCACUGCGUACACGCUAGAGCUGAAGUGUGGGAAGCUGGCCUUUAAAGACUGCGAGGGGAAGUAUUUGUCUCCUAUGGGGCCUACGGGCACCCUGAGGUCUGGACGCUGCUCCAAGCCGGGCAAAGAUGAACUGUUUGACCUGGAGGAGAGCCACCCACAGGUGGUUCUGAUGGCAGCCAACGGGCGAUAUGUCUCCCUAAGACAAGGAGUCAGCCUCGCAGCCAAUCAGGAAGAUGAGACGGACAUGGAGACGUUUCAGAUGGAGAUUGACAAGGAGACCAGGAAGUGCACGUUUCGCUCCAGCCAAGGGAACUACUGGGCCCUGGUGGCCCAUGGAGGCAUCCAGAGCUCUGCCACUGAAGUGUCAGCAAGCACCAUGUUUGCAGUGGAGUGGCUUGACCACAAGGUGGCACUAAAAGCUAACAAUGGAAAAUACAUCUGCAUCAAGAAGAAUGGCCAACUCCUUGCUGUCAGUGACUCAAUAGGUGAGGACGAGCAGCUCACUCUGAAACUGAUCAACCGGCCCAUGCUGAUCCUGAGAGGAGAGAACGGCUUCAUCUGCCACCACAAGAACUCCAACGCUCUGGACGCCAGCAGAUCAGUCUAUGACAUUUUCACCCUGCAGUUCAGUAACGGGGUGUACAACAUUAAAGGUGUGGACGGCCGGUUCUGGUACGUGAACAGCGCCGGGCUAGUGUGCUCGGACGGCGAGGCCCCUGAGGACUUCAGUCUGGAGCUCCUUGAGCACGGCCGCCUCGCCAUCCGAUGUAAGAAUGGCAAAUACCUGCGUGGGGACCAGGGAGGCACGCUGAAGGGAGACGGACACAGCCUGAGCAGCUCAGCGCUGUGGGAGUAUUGACACGAUCCAACACUGGCUCAAACCUGAGGCCCAGCUCUGACACCAUUAAUCAUCACUUUAGCAUCUGAAGUUAAACUUAUUGACGUUUCAUUCCAUGCUUUUCCUUGUUCCUGUUGGAAAGAAGCCGCAGCAGAAAGAAGAGCCGAGAGGCGUCUUGAUUAAGGGAUCCAUGUUUUGAGAAAGGGCUUGAUCUCAAAACAAAAAGUGCUGCGACUGAACAUUUGAGUCUUUGUGUCAUUCCCUUUCCCAGUGAACGUUUGCUGCAAGAUUAAAGAGAUUAAAUGAAUGUCUGAAACAAAAGAAUUAAGGACGUAUAGCGUAUAAGCAUCAGUGUGACAUACAACCAUGUUUUCAGGGUUUGUCUCCCGCAGGGGUCAGUCCUCCAGUCUAGUCUAACAGGUACAGUGACUCAGGGAGACACCUGAGACAGACACAGUCACCACUGGGAGUGAGCUCAUCUUUUUCAAGCUGCCUCUGAUGUUUAUCAGCAGACAGGAUAUAGUUGUCACCUUUAGUAACAGAAACCAACACUGUAAUCAAGACUAAUGUACUGUACAUGUUAUCAGUAGUAUUAUUAUCAUUUCAGGCUGCAAGUAGGUGGAUUUUUUUAAAUUGUAUUAGUCCCUCUGUCAUGUUCUACAUUUCCUCUGUCUAUUAUGAACAUGGAGAUAAAGAAAUAAACUUGUAUGACUGAGUAUGUUGGGUUUGAAAUGCUCCUUUUCUUUGAUUACAGGAAAACAA
Molecule: messenger RNA, 2677 nt
Organism: Hippoglossus stenolepis (Pacific halibut)
Lineage: Eukaryota; Metazoa; Chordata; Actinopteri; Pleuronectiformes; Pleuronectidae
Gene: fscn2b
Product: fascin actin-bundling protein 2b, retinal
Exons: 7
Coding region: 464-1936 (490 amino acids)
Biological process (GO): cell migration; establishment or maintenance of cell polarity; actin filament bundle assembly
Cellular component (GO): actin cytoskeleton; cytoplasm
Molecular function (GO): actin filament binding; protein-macromolecule adaptor activity
Source: RefSeq, a predicted model, not a curated record